Molecule: messenger RNA, 1542 nt
Organism: Chaetomium globosum CBS 148.51
Lineage: Eukaryota; Fungi; Ascomycota; Sordariomycetes; Sordariales; Chaetomiaceae
Exons: 3
Coding region: 1-1542 (513 amino acids)
Source: RefSeq, a predicted model, not a curated record
AUGUAUUCGGCUCCCUAUGGUUUCCCAAAUGCUGCCGCAGGCCCCAUCUUCAACGGCGCCCCACCCCAACAAGGCGCUCACCUGCAACCCGGCCCAUCUCCGAAUCAGCCGCAGCAGCAGCAGCAGCAGCAGCAGCCGCUGCCGCCGCAGAUGAUGUAUAACUCACAGCAGUUCCCCAUGCCGGGUCAGCCUGGUGUCUUUCCCGCCGGCGGCCCGAACUCAGCUCUCAUGGGGGGAGGUGGUCCUGCGGGAAUGAUGCACAAUGCCGGCAUGCCGCACAUGGCUGCCAAUGGCCAGAUGUCGUUCCAGGCGCCUUUCACCAGCUCGCCUUAUGCGUCUGGCAUCCCUUCGUCUACGGCUCCCCUGCCGCAGCUGCCGGCCAAUUUCAUGAUGGCCGGCCAGAUGAACCCUUAUCAGAUGAACACGGGCUUGCCGAGCCAGCAACCCAUGAUGCAGCGGAUGCUUCCUGCCCAGCAGAACCCCGCCGGCGCUUCUGUGACGACCCCUCAACGCCAGUUCAACAAUUCUCAAGGCGCCCCAACCAACUCGAUGCCUCCCCAGCAGCAAUCGCAACAUCAGCAGCCACAACCACAUCAACAACAAUCGCAACACCAUCAUCAACAGCAACAGCAGCAGCAGCAGCAGCAGCAGCAGCAGCAGCAGCAACAACAACAACAGCAGCAGCACUUUUCUACGCCCCGGACCCAGGGCACCCCCCAGAGCCAGACGCCCACGAUUGCUCAACAUCCGCCAGCGUCAAUAGCAACGCCGCAGACACCAACCUUCCCUUCAGAACAAGGGGGGCAGCAGCCGCAGGUUAACGGGACUUCUGGCUCCGCCCCACAAAGUCCCGCGACCGAAUCCCGAGACAAGGAGAGGAUGGCCGUGCUGCUCGAGAUCAACCAGGAACUACUGUAUGAAUCAAUACAGCUCGUGAACAGCCGGAAUGAGUUGAAGAAGGAACAAGCGGCCGUCAACUCGGGAAAUGCCAAGAACAGCGACAUAGACUACGCCGAGGAAGAAAAGCUAGCAAACCUGGACUACAACCAAUGCAUGAGAAGGUUACAGGCAAACCUUACAUAUAUGUAUUCGCUUGCCGACCCCAAACCCAAGGCCAAUGUCAUGGCGUCACCCGCCUACCUCACCCCGCCGCCGCUCAACAUGCAGCUCAAACUCAAACUCCCUCCCCCCUCCGCGGACGACCCGGUCGAAAGACCCGCCGACCCGGUCGCUGACCGUAUCGAGCGCGAUACCUUGCUCAAGAACCUCUACAAGAAGCUCCACUUGCUCUACCCGGGCAUCGACCCCCGGAAGGAACCACCAGCCCAGCCCGCCGGUGCGCGCCCGCCUACCAUCAAUACCAACGCUGCUGCCGGUGCCGGUGUCGGCGGUAUGAGACCCGGCCCAUCUUCGGCGGGGCAGAACGGCCAGGUAUCGGCGCCCCUCGCUGCUGCGGGGAUGGGAGGUAUCCAGGGAUCAAACCAGGGGAGCCCGGCCCCGACGCUAUCGAUGGCCGAAACUGUUACGCCUGGGCUGUUGUAG